AUGGUGACUCCAACAAUGGACCCUCAGUCAGCACUGUCCAUGAGGAUUGAUGUCCUGGACAAGGCCAUGUUCUAUUACAGCCAAAGGAGCAUGGAGCUGCAGAGGAAAAAGAGAGGCUGGCUGAAGAAAGAGCAGCAGCUGAGACAUUUCCAGGCCCUGCUGGAGCAAAAGGACCAGGAGAUAAAGACUGACGCUCCCAGCUCGCUUCUGCUCGACAAACACGCAGACUCCAUCGCGGCCUACGGCUCCAAGAAGGACGGCUACGAAUCCACGCUGUGGGAGUACCUGCGGAUGAGCGGUAUCUACUGGGGGCCGACAGUCAUGGACCUGGUGAACCAGGCAGAGAUCGCACACUUCAUCAAAGCCCCCCAGCACGAAUAUGGCGGCAUCAGUGCCAGCAUCAGACCCGACCCCCACCUGCUCUACACUCUCAGUGCUGUCCAGGUGACUUUAUAG
This is a messenger RNA of Salarias fasciatus (jewelled blenny), 456 nucleotides long. Its product is annotated as geranylgeranyl transferase type-2 subunit beta-like. The record is from RefSeq and is a predicted model, not a curated record. The coding region runs from base 1 to 456 and encodes 151 amino acids. The transcript is spliced from 4 exons. NCBI's taxonomy places the organism in Eukaryota, Metazoa, Chordata, Actinopteri, Blenniiformes, Blenniidae.